Molecule: messenger RNA, 270 nt
Organism: Asparagus officinalis (garden asparagus)
Lineage: Eukaryota; Viridiplantae; Streptophyta; Magnoliopsida; Asparagales; Asparagaceae
Product: dehydrin HIRD11-like
Exons: 1
Coding region: 1-270 (89 amino acids)
Source: RefSeq, a predicted model, not a curated record
AUGAACCACCCCCAACUUCAUAAGAUCAAUGAGAAAUUGGGAAUGGGAGGAGGAGCCGACCACAAGAAAGAGGAAGAAAAACACCACAAAGUCGAGGAGAAGAAGCACGAGGAGAUCAAGAAGCACGGUGAUGAUGGCAGCAUGAUGGACAAGAUCCACGGUGACAGCGAUGAGAAGAAGCACAACAGAGAGAAGAAGGAGAAGAAUAAGAAGCAUAGUGAGGACAGGAAGGGUCACGAUAAUGGGAGCAGCAGCAGCGACAUCGAUUAG